Molecule: messenger RNA, 1506 nt
Organism: Rotaria sp. Silwood2
Lineage: Eukaryota; Metazoa; Rotifera; Eurotatoria; Philodinida; Philodinidae
Source: the annotation of a GenBank genome assembly
AUGAUGACGUCAUUGUUGAAUAACUUGCUAUGUAAAUUUUCCGACAGUCCAACGCCGAAAUAUACACCGACAGAGAUUAAAGAAAAAUGUUUAGAUCGUGGCACUGGAGGUCUUGCUGAUUAUUGGCAUGAUAUAUCAAAUGGUCUCAUUAAUUUUGAUUCAUCAAGUGUCAAUGGUUGGUAUACAAUAAGUGAAACAAAAGAACAACAACUGAAAAAAUCGAGAGAUCAACGAUUCGAUGAUUGUGUCAAAGCUUCCAAACUAUUGAUUCGAGCAUCGCGACGUAUCAUUGUUAUUACAAGUCCAGGCAUUGACUUAUGGGGUAGAAAUAAACAAGCUUAUGCCGCCGAAGAUCACGAUUUAACGCUAAUAGCCCAUGAAAUGGGUCAUGCUUAUGGUUUGGGUCAUUCAUUUUCCGAUGAUCCCAACUAUAGAAAUAUUGAUUGGGCACAAAUUGGCGAAUAUGAUGAUGAAUGGGAUCUCAUGAGUGCUGCUAAUGUCAAAACGACAAAUACAAUCAAAUUUGGUUCGGCUCCACCUGGCUUAAAUGGAUAUGGUUUGGAACGACUUGGUUGGAUUCCACUUAAUCGUAUUUAUACAUUUGGGAAAAAAGGUGAAACAUCAGCUACAUUAACUUUAACGACACUUACGAAUCCAGCAAGCAAUUAUCCAUUAUUGAUACGUAUACCAUUCGAUCCAUCGGAUUAUCAACAUUAUUAUCUUAUUGAAAUGCGUUUCAAAGAAAAUUGGGAUGCUGGAUUUGAUCGAAAUUUUGUAUUCAUACACGAAAUCAAAUAUAAUCCAGCUGAUAAAAUUUAUCAUUCAUAUCUUCUUCGAACACAUGAUACAUCAACACGAAAUCCUGUUACAUCUAUGAAUAUGAACAAUGUGAAAAUUACUACUGGUGAAAUCAAUGUUCGAACACGAACUGUUUCUGUUUAUAUUGAAAGUAAUAUUGCAGAUCGUUGUCUCCAAGGUUAUGUAUGGCGUGAAGCAAUACCAAGUGAUCAUGUAUGUGUUACACCAACAAUACGAAGUCAAACUUGGGCAGAUAAUGCUGCUGCUGAUUCACGUCGCAAUCCAUCGGGUGGACCUUUUGGUGUAGAUACAUGUAAGCAAGGUUAUGUUUGGCGAGAAGCUUAUUCUUCCAAUGAUCAUGUAUGUGUAUUAGCUGAGACUCGAACUCGAGCACGAAAUGAUAAUAAUCAAGCAGCUAAUCGUCGAAAUCCGAGUCGGUUUGUCUAUGGACCAUUGACAUGUCGAAAUGGAUUUGUUUGGCGAGAAGCUGAUAAUUAUGAUUAUGUAUGUGUAACACCGGCAACAAGGAAACAAACAGCAGUCGAUAAUAUACUUACUUCACUACGUCGUCGACCACGCCAUACGUGUAUGUCAGGUUACUAUAUAAGAAAUGCUUAUCCAAAUGAUUAUGUCUGUGUUUCGAUGAGUGUUCUAAUUCAAGUAAUCGCCGAUAACUUCGCUGCUAUUAGUCGUUGGGUUUAUGGAUAA